AUGGCAAGCAAACAGCGCCUUCUACGGUUCACCAUCCUGGUUUAUCGCAAGCCGGAACUCUCAGAGGAUGAGUUCCACUCGUACUGGACAACAAAGCAUGUACCUCUUGUUCAGGACUGGUUAGCACGGCACGGAAUCUUGAAGUAUACACAGUACCAUACCCCGUCCUCGGUGCGGGAGCAAGCCAAAUCAGUGCCCGGCCUUAGCCAAGCUAGCAUAGCCGAGUAUGACGGUUUCGUGGAAUUGUUGAUGCCAUCUCUGUCGUGUUUUGAUGAGGCACAAAAGGAUCCUUACUACCAGGAAGUUGUUGUCCAGGACGAAUUAAAGUUCGCAGACGUGCCGAGGACACAGAUCCUCAUUGGCUGGGAGGAAGUAUAUGUCGAGAAUGGCAAGGUCGUUGAGGUGCAGCCAGGUCAAGCUAACAUUGUGAUGGGGUGA
Exophiala bonariae is the source of this 438-nucleotide messenger RNA. RefSeq lists its product as uncharacterized. The transcript has 2 exons. Gene Ontology annotation, molecular function: oxidoreductase activity. NCBI's taxonomy places the organism in Eukaryota, Fungi, Ascomycota, Eurotiomycetes, Chaetothyriales, Herpotrichiellaceae. The coding region runs from base 1 to 438 and encodes 145 amino acids. The record is from RefSeq and is a predicted model, not a curated record.